GCGAUGUAUGUCAUCAAAAUAGUAAUUGUAAAAUGGAAGAUCGUUUGCUAAAAGUGAGUGCUGGGGUGGUGUCUCUCUGAAUUCGGACUAAAUUUGUGUUAGUUCAGAAUUAAAAUAUGACUACAUAUUUAAUUUUAUCUUCAAAAUGGCUUCAAAAUUAAAGAAAGUUGCAUGUGAUAUUAAGAUCGACGAUCCGGUAAGCUCUGCAUCAGAGAGCGAACUUGAGGAUGAUGUCUUCGAGCUUGAGUUUACUGGAAGGCUAACCUUACACGGGGAGAAUGACCCAUCAUACUCCUCGACCGCUGCAGGCGGCGAUGAUGGUAUUGUCUGGGCUAGAAACAAACCGAGAGAUUCCGAUUCUUUUCAGUGUAGAGAAGAAGGAUCAAAGAAUGAAACAGCUGUUCUUGGAUUUCAGACAGUCCAAGAUGAUACUGAGAAUAAAGAAGUUGACUGCAUGGGAGGCAUACGAAGCUGUCACCGUAAGAAGGAAUAUGAUCUUGGGAAGAUCGCCAAGUUCCAACAAGGACGAACAAGUUUUGAGGUGGCAUCGGCAAAAACAAUGCGAGAUGGGCACAAACGUUUUGUGUUGUAUACAAUAGCAGUCAAACGCUCAAUUGGAAAUGACACAUCACAGGCUUUGAUUGACAGAAGAUACACAGAAUUUUACCUCCUGAACAAAGUGUUAAAACGCAAGUACCCCCACAUUAUGGAACACGUCUCCUUUCCCAAGAAAGCCAUCACAGGCAACUACCGGCAUCACUUUAUCGCAGAGCGAAGUCGGGCAUUUGAACAGUUCCUCACACACAUCUACACAUUUGAAGAGAUCAGGAAUUGUCCCGAGUUCCAAGACUUCUUCUACAAUAGAGAUCUUAAAACCGCUUUCAAGUACAUCAGUGCAGGCGAUUUCCAAGAAGCCAUACCUUUUUUACAAAAUGCAUUACAUCUGCAAGAAAAAAUGCUCGGUGAAAAACACCAGGACACAAUCAGAACCUUAUGCGCACUCGUUGUUGCCUACUCCUCCCUGGAAGAUGGGGAUUCACACGCAUCUGCAUUCGCAGAGUGUGCCCUUCAGUGCAUAGGUGAAGACGGAACGAACCCAUUUUUGAUCUCUUUACUACAGACUGUUAUUGGCAUGAGGUGGCGAAGAGGUGUUGAAAAACGGCAUCUUGAGGAUACGUUAGCGAAAUAUAUAGACGUUGAAAUUGGGCCGGUUAAAAUGCCCACACUUGAAGACUUAGUUUUACAGUGUUUAUCACACAUAUAGUGUAACAUACCUUUAAAAUGUAGUGUAUUGUAUAAAGUAGAUAAUGUACUACCAAAUUUGAUACAACGCAUGGGUUUCUGUUGUGCGUUUACUAAUCAUGAAAACAUACUGUAAUACAUACAGUACUUAUAACAAGAUCAACAUAAAUCAGCAGAUGCAACGCAAUUCAUUUUGUACCCACACUGCUGAUUUCAAAUACAAGAAGUUUUGGAGAGCAGCUCUGCGGUAGCCUUAUUGUCAACUUGGUAUAAAAUGCACAUUAAACUGCAGAAGUUAAUGACAAAAUCGUGGCUGUUUCUUGUACUGUACAUGUUUAUAUUGCAGUGAAAUUUCAAAUUUUUUAAAAAGUGAUUAACAAUUUAAAUCCCAUGUUUAAAUGUUAUCCAAUAUUUGUAAAAUUUAUAACAUUGAAAAAUCCGCAUUUUGGAAAACAAAAUUUAUAGUUAUUAGUAAAAAAUGAAAGUGCAAUUUUAGUGAAAGUGAAAGAAUUAAACAGUAAAUCAUGUGACAUAAAAAGAACAUACAGAUGAAAAUGUUUACAUCUGUUCCUUGUGCGUUGCUAAUUAAAGAUAUGUCGUCUGUGCUAAUCUAAAAACAAGGGGAGAAAUCAUUGUUGUUGCUAUUAUAAAGUAGGUUUCUAUUGUAAAUUAGAGUGUGGAAAAAUAUUUCUUCCCAUUUAAUAGUCACAUUAAUAAAAUACAGUAAUGAAAUAUCAAAAAAGAAGUAAUCCAGGGUCUCACAGCGCAAUAUAAUCAAAUAUGGAAGUUUGAUUUGAUUUUUAUACAGUAGAUUCUUAAAUUGGUUGAUUUAUGAAAUAUUGUAUUAAAAGAUCUGUAAAUUAACAAAAACUGAUUUGUUUUGAUUUUGGAUUCAUUGGAAGUUGAUUUUUUUUUUAUCCUUUUGGAAGUUUUCAGAUUUUAUAACAGGUGGUACAUCUUUAAAUUGAUGGAUUGUUGGAAAUCUAAUGAUGGAAAUAAAUUUGUAUUGUAUCGAUUGUGAUUUUUAAAAAGUACUAAUUACAGUAGGGAAUGAAACAUUAUUUAGCGUUUUAUGAUUUAACAAUUUUAAAUAAUUUCAUUUAUCAAUCGCAGUGUAUCUAAUGAGGUACCACAAAGAUUUGUAAGCUUUUUUAAAAAUGUGCCUGAUAUAUUAAUGAAAGUAAAUUUUUUUAAAUUACCAGUGAUUUGAGAAAAUUUUCAUACUAAACAUUCUAAAUCGGUAGAUGGUCUAUUUGUGUGGGGUUCAAAAUAUACAAGGCAACAUCUAGAGAUUGACGCUCACCCAAAUAUGGCUCAUGUAAAUGUAACUGUUUCUGGUUGUUAAACUUUAUCUGGAUACUACAGUAGAACUUAAAUUUAUUAAUACUAUUAUUAUAAUUAUAUUGUUAACUUCUGAAAUCUAUAUUUUCUACAUUCAUUUUUAAAGUUAAUUUUUAGACAGGAUUUUAACUUGUGUUUAAAUGCUGUCUUCAGCUACAAGAGGAUGUGGUUUUAAAGAGAUGUGAACAUGUUGGCCACUUCAUCAGCUGGGAUGUGGCAAAAUAUCCUGUGUUUGGAUUGUUAAUUACACUAAUUAAAACAGAAUGCACUUUCUCUUUCUACUUUCUCAUAUAAUAUCUGAACUAAACAUUAUUGGUGAGCAUUUCCUAAAUAUAGAAACUGAAAUUUGCCGCUGUAGAGGGAAGUUUAUUAUCGGUAUUCAAUCUUUACAUCAAUUGUCAAAGCAUUUUCAAACCAAAUUUAGAAGAAAAAAAAAUUACAGUCUUCAUCCCCAUUUUUUGGACCUCCCCUUUUUAAACUUCCACAACCCUUUGGAAAUCAUCUUGAACUUCAAAUAUCCUCAUAAGAAUAUCCCCGUCCCUGAGCUUGGUAUAUGUCAGUGUAUGUGUAUAUGGGGCAUCUUUGUGAGGGGCUAAGAUGAGGAAGUAGGAAUGGAAUGCUAGGUGGGGGAAUGAGAUUAUAUUAAAAUGCUUUUCAAACACAAUUGUUUGUAAUUUAAGUUUCAGUCCAUGUGCUUAGGAGUGGAAACUUUUUAAAAGAGGCAUGCGCCCAUGCCACCUUAAAUAUAUACAGUGCCACUGUUUCCUUCUCUUUUUAACAAGCCGUGUCAGAAACAUCUUUUCUUGUUUAUUUACUGAUGAUUUAUAGUUCCAUACUAAGGAAAAUAUUUAUAUAAAAAACUAUAUUAUAUAAAGUGAUAUUCUAAUUUCAUUUCAGUGCUGUACUAUUCAAUGAUAAUUUACAUGGUAUUAUUUAAUAUUAUAACUUGUCAGACUUCCCAAAUAUUUUAUUUUUUUUUAUUACUAAAACAUAGAGAAUGAUAAUAAUGUUGAAGAAGCAGUGAGAAAAAUGCUGAAAUUGCUUAUGAGCCAGACAUGGUUGUCUUAAACAAGAACUUAAAUUCACGGCCAGUGAUUAAUGAUAUUUUUAGAAUGGAACAGCCAGUGACUGCCAGUUUCUACCUUAAUAUAUCGUAUUAAUUGCUGAGCCAUUGUCUCACAGCCAAAUUCACAGAAGUGUAUGUGUUGGUUUUUAGAUACACUUGACUGGGUCUAAAAAUGCAUAGUGAUAUAUAUUUAAUAUAUAAUUUAAUAAUGUAAUGUAUGUACAGUGUGUAUUUACUGUACAUGUAUGUAUACAUACAUAAAAGCAAACAUUCUAAAAACCAAUAUACAUAUUUAUAUACUAUACUUAUAUAUAAUAAUAAAUAAUAUAUAUUAAUAUUAUAUUACAUUUUAUAGUUUAACUUGUUUCCUCCAACUGACAUUAUUAAUAUGUAUGUUUUGUUAUGUUUAUAAACUUUUUGUCAAUUUUUUUUCAUGUAUUUUAAAGUCCCUGUCAGUUUGUUGCCAUCUACAUUGCAAUGACAUACUCUUUUCACUCUAUUAAGUUUAUUUGUGAUUUACUCAUAUAUAUAUAGGCAUGAUGAUGUCAUAUCACAUCCAUAUAUGGGCAAAACACAGGUGUUUGUCACAUAAACCAGCUUAAAUGUACAAACCUCUAACAUUACUAAGCAUUGAGUCCCUUGGUACCUACAUAAUGGUUAUAUAUUCAAUGAAUUCAUGUAAGGCUAUAAAACAAGUCUUAAUGUAGGUAUGUGCCUGUAUUCAUAAUGCUAGACUUACACUGUACUAUGGAUUCAUAAAUGUGGGCAAAGGAAAACUAAAAAUGUGCAAUUGUACAACUGUAUAAUACAGAUAUUGUAAAAUAACAAAAAAAUUUAUAAAAGUAUAAAAAAAGAAUUUAUACUUGUUGAAAUAUUUUAGGGACUGUUAAUAAUGUCAUAUCAUAAGUGUUUAUAUUGGAUCAUAUGUAAAAAAAAUAAAAUGUUACCAUUAUUAUCUUUUUGACUAUUAUUAUGAUUAUUAUUUUUGUUGUUAUUAAUACGAAUAUUAUUGCUGUUACAAAAUUAUUAUUAGUAUUAUCUUUAUUAUUAUGAUAAUGACUAUUAUAUUAUUAUCACAGUAUUAUUAUUAGUAUAAUUACUAAUAUUAUUAAAUAUUAUAAUUUUGAAAUCAUGUAAUAUUAUGAUUUCCUAAUGUUGUUAAUGUCUGCUGUGCAAAAGGACUCGCAUUUGAGAGCUAAUAAUGCGAUCGUCAUCAUUGACAUUUAACAAUCCACGUCCUGCAAUAUAAUUUUAAUUCAUGGUACAUGUUUUGGCUUUAAGUUGUGACUGAUCUUUAAGAAAAAGGCAGUGUAGAAAAAGCACCUUGAUUUGGCUCUAAUAGGAAUGUUUAUGACAGAUGCAUCUACGAGAAUUCACAUAGUAAAAUUGUGUUCAAGUUUAACAUAGGUACUAUUUUAUUAACAAUAUUUCUUAUUUUUGGCUAUGAAGAGACAUGCAUAAUUAAAGUAUGUGUUUUGUUGGUGUAUGGUUCGUCUUUUCUUUCUACCCUGUUAUAAAAGAUACUUAGUGUAAUGGUUCUCCUGACUUAAAAAAUCUUAUCAUUUAACUCUGUGGUGCAUUUUAUAGGAAAUCUAAUUUAGGGAGGCUCAUAAGUUAUACUAUAUUGUGAUAUUUUCCUUGUUAUAUAUAAUCCAUGAUGGUGUUCUAUCUCAAUCAAUCAAUCAAUCAAUCAGUCAAUCUUUAUUUCACUCUUGUAUAUUUAUUGUUGUGUCAUGGAGUGACGAGACCACAAGAAGGUUACAUACAUCACACAUGAUAUCAAUAACCUUGUUAUUUUUAAACAUUCAAUAUUUUUUGUAUAAAGGUAACAUGUACUAUUUUAUUGAAGAUGGUGUAGUUUUAAAGUGUACAGUAAUCGUUGUAAUAUUUUAUAUUAGUUAUGCACAUGUAAUUUAACUUCAGUAUAUCCACCAAAGGCACUGUCCUCCAUCCAAUAGAUAUUGUUUAUUAUAUUUUUUACUUGAAAUGUUCCUAAUUUUUUAUAAAAGUAUUCAGCAUAGUACAGCAUAAAUGUAGCAAAAUAAUUUUAAUACAGGUAUUAUUAAAAAAUAUACAUAAAUCUAAUAUGUGUAUAGUAUAUCUUUAUUAUGCACUUUUAGAUAUGUUAAUAACUCUUCUAUAGAUGUGUGUUGUAUUCUGUAUGAUUUGUUGCUAAAUGUGAUUUCAAAGUUGGUAUUUGUUUGAAUUCUAUUCAUAACUAAUACUUUCUUUAUUUUUCUUAAAGACUCUCUAGUGUCAUUGAGAAAUUUUAAGUUUAAAUGAAAAGCUUUAUACAAUAUUUCUAUUCUAUGUAUCUCUUUAUUAUUAGAAUUAAUUAAAUAUGGUUUGUGUGUAAUAAUAAAAUGGUUCUAAUUUGUUGAUAAAAGCUUAUAUUUCAGUUAUAAAACUAAAGUAAAUGUGUGUAUUUAAAUGUUUGCCAGUAAAAUUAUGUUUAUUUCAAUGUAUAAUUUACCACAUAAUAUUUGUUUUUGUAAUCCAAUGUAUUAUAAAAUCAUGAAGUUCUUAAAAUUAUUUUAAUCGGCAUGCAUUUAUGUUCUCAAUAUCAGUAUUACCGUAUCUUAUGAUGCCAUUACGUGCUCUUCAUCACUCUAUCACACUUAUGAAAUUGGUGGAUAAUAAAUAUUCUUAUGAAUAUAUAAUUAUAGUCAUCUUAUUCACUGUCAUCAGUAAAAUCCUUAUAGCCAUCAUUUCAUUUUCAGUUAUCAACACCAUCAUCAUCAUCAUCUUCAUGAACAUUAUUAUCAUUGUCAUCACCACCAUCUUUGUCAUUAUCAUCAUUACAGUACCAUUAUUAUCAUAAUUGUCAUCAUCACCACCAUCAUUUUCAUAUUCAUUAUCAAAAUCAUUAUUUCUAUAUUAUACAAUCCAAUUUAAGGUCCAUUUUCUUCAAUUCUCCAAUAUCUGUAUAGGCCUAUCUAUAUAUUCUUUAUUAGUUGUAUAUUUUGUAGAUACAUGUUUAUCGUAUGUCAAGGGUUUACUGAAAAUGACUAUGCAUCAUAUUUUCUUAUAACCAAUAUAAUUAAACUAGUCAUUAUGAUAUUGAUAUUAUUUUGUAUGUGAAAAUAUGCCCCAUUAUUUAAUGUUGCUUACCUUUUUUUAUUUCAUAAAUAUUGCUUAUCUCAUUACCAAUGUUUUUUAUAGUCUGUUUUUUUCAAUUAAAAAAAUGUUAAGUCUCACAAUAAUGUAAACAUGAAUGAUUUUAUGUCAUUUUACAUUACAUGUUCUGAAUAAAUUCAUCCCAAGACUAUA
This is a messenger RNA of Anneissia japonica, 6919 nucleotides long. Its product is annotated as sorting nexin-21-like. Gene Ontology annotation, biological process: protein transport. The record is from RefSeq and is a predicted model, not a curated record. The coding region runs from base 146 to 1264 and encodes 372 amino acids. Gene Ontology annotation, cellular component: early endosome membrane. Lineage: Eukaryota; Metazoa; Echinodermata; Crinoidea; Comatulida; Comatulidae. Gene Ontology annotation, molecular function: phosphatidylinositol phosphate binding; protein binding. The transcript has 3 exons.